Molecule: messenger RNA, 1737 nt
Organism: Leptopilina heterotoma
Lineage: Eukaryota; Metazoa; Arthropoda; Insecta; Hymenoptera; Figitidae
Exons: 3
Coding region: 255-695 (146 amino acids)
Source: RefSeq, a predicted model, not a curated record
GGCAUAAAUGGGUAAAUACAUAAGAUAUCUUGAAAUUUGAAAUUAACGUAAUUUAUACAAAAUUAUUUUUCUUUUAAUUUUAAACUAAAUUGUGAAAUAAUAUUUUCAAUUAUUUACUCUUUGUAAACAAAACUCUUUAAAUAUAUAACGGUAUAAAAAGAUUUGAAGAAAAUAAAAAAAUAUCAUUCCGAACAUAGAGGAAGAAUAUAAAAAGCAUAUAAACAUAGUUUUUUCUUUAUAAAUCAUAAAAAAAAAUGGCUGUAAAUCGUUCAUCACGAAUGUUCCAUUCCAUUGGAUUAUUGCUUACGCUACUUAUUGCUUGUCAAAUAAAAGAGAACAAUGCCGAUGACACUCAAAAGCUCGAAUUAAAUCAAGUUUAUUCUUUUUUCAAUCGAAAAAGUUCAAAUGAAGAAAAUGAUUCAGGACUUUAUGUGAUAGAUACCUGGGACUUGGAAGCACCAGACAGUUAUAAAACUAGCCUUAAUUGUUCAUUGAACGUCCCAACGGAAAACUGUGAUGAGCACUCAAUUCAAAUUAUCGUCAAUCCUAGCGAUGACAGUAGUUUACCAAUCAUUUAUUGCGGAAAUACCAAUUUUUCUGCAUUUUCAAAAGAAAAUAAAAUAAAAUUGAUGUUUCAAACUAUAAAUUCAAAGUUGGCAGUGUUUCGAUGUACCGCAAUGGUAGUUUCGCUGUGAUUUUCAUAAUAUUAUAAAAGUUUAAAAUUUUAUAUAUUAUUGCUAUUAUAUGUAUAAUUUUAAACAUAAUAUGGUAGAAAUGAACAUUUAUCAAAACAUUUUAUACCUGAAAUAUUUGUAUAUUUAAAUUUUAAAUAAAUAUGUAAAUAAAUGAUAAAUUGUGCUUGUGACUUUUCACCUACAAUCAAAAAUUUUAAGUAACUAUUUCUUCAACUUCUUCUUCUUCUUAUUUGAGGUAAGUAACUAUUUAAUUAUUUCGAUGUAAUGUAACCAAAAAAAAAAAUUUUUUUUAAAAUAUUUGUACAUGUGUGGACUAACCUUUAUUUAACCUUUCAUGAGAGAGAAAAGGAUAGAAGUAUCGUUUAUCCUUUUCUGUCCCACGUACAACGUGGAGAUAUAAAGGUGCCUUCACACUUUACGACUUUUUGGAAAAGCAAUAAGAAAUAGAUGUCAGUAACAAAAUGGAAAUAGGAAUAAAGUUAGUUAUUUGUGGUCAGAAAUAGAACCACAAAAUAAGAAUAAUGAUAUAUUAUAUAAUAAUAAUAAUAUAUAUUGUAUAUUAAUAACUACACACAUGAUCGACUUUUUAUGUACAUAAUUCUCAUAAAUAUCACCGCAACGGUGCAUUUAAAUCAAUUAUAAUUUGGUAACGUAUUGAGUCAUCGCUGCCAGUCGCCUCGCGCAUCAAAUGUAGAAAAAAAUGAAAAUAAUAAAUGCCAUGAAAAAACCCCUUUUGAUGCACGAGAUAAUCUCAAGUGUAUAUAUAUAUAACAUAUUACAAAUAAUAUUUGACGCGCUCUCUACAAAAGAGGUAAAAAUUAUCGCACUUUUCACAUGAGAGAGAGAAAAGGACAAAUUGUAUUUCUAUCCUUUUCCCUCCAAUGUAAAAAUAGCCAUAUUUUUAGCCUAGUUCGGUCAUAAAUUUUUCUAUAAUAUUAAUAAAAUAUUAAUAUAUAUGCAGGGCACGAAAUCAUUAUUUUAUAUUAUAGGGAAUAUUGUAUUUCUUCAAAACUAUUUUCAUCAUUUCAAUUCAAUUAUUAUU